Molecule: messenger RNA, 1351 nt
Organism: Serinus canaria (Common canary)
Lineage: Eukaryota; Metazoa; Chordata; Aves; Passeriformes; Fringillidae
Gene: MAP3K7CL
Product: MAP3K7 C-terminal like
Exons: 6
Coding region: 1-858 (285 amino acids)
Cellular component (GO): cytosol; nucleus
Source: RefSeq, a predicted model, not a curated record
AUGAGGCAGCCCCACGUAUAUGGACAGACUGGGGAGCAAGACACUGGAGAGCAGCACUGGGAAAAGGGACCUGGGGAUUCUGGUCUGUGGAAAGUUGGAUAUGAGUCACAAGAGGGCCAGCUGUGUCCUAGGGGAUAUCAGGCCCAGCAUCACCAGCUGGGCCAAGGAGGGGAUUGUCCUGCUCUGCUGCGCUGUGCUCUGUACUGGAGCAGCCUCACCUUAAGUGCUGGGGGCAAUUCUGGGCACCCCAAUAUCAUAAGGACCUUGUCAGUUUGUUGCUAUGCAGCAGGUGCAGCCUUUUCUUUUAUUGAAGCUUUACUCCAUAAAGGCAGCGAGAAGCCAAGGCAGUGCUUGGCCCUGGAUUAUACAAGUGCAGACACUCCGCUAAGUGAGCUGGAGCAAACAAGUAAAAGCAUUGACUCAAGUGCCCACAUGAUCACCACCGCCAGGGUACCUGCUGAUAAGCCGGUACGAAUUGCCUUCAGCCUUAAUGAUUCCCCAGAUGAUGCUUCCCCUGAAAACUUCUCUUUGGCAUUUCCAGAACUAGAUCAGCAGCUGCAGCCUCUGCCUCCUUGUCAUGACUCUAAGGAAUCUAUGCAGGUGUAUAAACAGCACUGCAAAAUAGCAGAAGAGUACCACGAGGUCAAGAAAGAAAUUGCUCUGCUGGAAGAAAGAAAAAAGGAGCUGAUUGCCAGACUGGAGCAAGUGGAAAAAGAAAGCAUGGAUGCUGCUCGGCUGGCUAAGGAGUACGCACAGCUGACAGAGGAGAACCGAACGCUGAAGCUGGCCCAGACACAGUGUGUGGAGCAGCUGGAAAAGCUCAGGAUACAGUACCAAAAGAGACAGGGCUCCUCAUAACUCCCAACUGGCUCAUGGGAGGCACUUCAUACAGGAAUGGAAAGCAGAUUUUAAAAUAAAGAUCUGUUUAAUAUGUUACAACACUUUACUACGGAUACAGAGUAUGUAGAAGUCUGAAUUUGAUUUAAUGCUUGCCACCCAGUAGCUUAAUAUAAUGGAUAUUUCAUCCAUUAUAUAAUGAAUGUUUUAUUUCAAGUAGCAUAAUUGAAGUUAAUCUAUCCCCAUUAUAUGUUCUUGUGGAUCAGGUUUCUUUUCUAAACAUAUUUCUUCCAAUUUAAGAAGAUAUGGACACACUAGAAAUUAUAUAAAUAGUCUCUGUGUUGGAAAUUUGGAUCUUACUAAGGACUGGGACAAUGUUAAUAUAUGGAAUCCAUGUAUGUUAAUUUUAGUUUGGUAAAUUCGUUUUAAAUUAUUUUCCUCAUGCAUAAAGUGUUUGGAAGUUAUCUUGAAGCAGAUCUCCUCCCAAGUAAAAACUAUACUUUAUGUCAAUUUC